UCUGACAAAAGAGGUAUAUGCUCAAUGAUAUUGUUUUCACAGUUGGAGUUUACAAAAUUAGUUUUGGGUGAUUUUUUUUACAUAUAAAGGCUUUUCUGAUUUUUGACAGAAAGAAACAGAAACGUCUACCGAUGAGAGGCCAUCCAAUCCUAAUCAAGAUGGAAAACCAGAUGAUGAGGUAAUAUUUACUCUAGAAAUUAUAGUUGAAUGUAUUCAUGAUGGCCUUUCCUGAUAUUUUUUUGCAGAUUGUGAAAGAGAAAUUAACAAGUGAGUCACCUGCUGCUCAGAGUCAAGUUUUGCAGAAAGAAACAGUGGAAAUGAAUGAGACACCUUCUUCUCCAAUAGCUCCAAAGAGUAUUGAAACUCCCGUUUAUACUCCAAGUCAGACUCAGCGGGUACAUGGUCAAAAAAAAUCUUGGAUUUUUAAGUUAAUGUUUGGAAGCUUUAGAACGUACUCUGGAUUGCCUUCGUGAUAAUUUUUACAGAUUGAGAGAGAGCCAUCGGAUGACACGCCUGCCCUUGAUACUCAAGUUUUCACUCCUAAUCUGACAAAAGAGGUAUAUGCUCAAUGACAGUUGGAGUUUACAAUUAGUUUUGGGUGAUUUACAUAUAUAGACCUUUCUAAUUUUUGGCAGAGGGAAACACAAACCUCUACUGAUGAGACGCCACCCAAAACUAAUCAAGAAGAAGGAAAAACAAAUGAUGAGGUAAUAUUUACUCUAGAAAUUAUAAUUGAAUGUAUUCAUGAUGGCCUUUCCUGAUAUUUUUUGCAGAUUGUGAUUGAGUCACCUGCUGCUCAGACUCAAGUUUUACAAAAAGAAACACUGGAAAUGAAUGAGACACCUUCUUCUCCAAUAUCUCCAAAGAGUAUUGAGGCUCAAGUUUUUACUCCAAUUCAGAAACAGCAGACGGUAACAGAGGGAACGUAUGAGGCUACACAGCCAUUGACUGAGAUCAUUUCAGCAAACAAUAAAAAGGAGGAUACACAUGCUGUGCAUCACACACCUUCCUCUCCAUUGUCUUCACUAAUUGCACUAGUUAUUGAAGAAAAUAAAAAUGCUUUGGUAAGAAGAAAUAUUUAAAAUGUUUAUGUAAUAUUUUUCUAUUCAACUAACUCUUACCAUUUACUUUUGUCUUAUAGAGUGAGACAGAAACUGUGACCCAAUAUUUUUCUCUAAGUGAGGGAGAGGAGACACAAUCAAGCAGAAGAAAAUCUCAAGGAUACUACAAAACAUACAACUGAGCUAGUUUCCACAGAUGUUUCGUAGACACAGCCUCUUACACAGCCUCUUACACAGCCUCUUACUCAGCAAACACAGCAUCUUCAGACAAGUGAGGGAGAGCAAUCCGGUGAGACACCAUCAAAGCAGAAUCAAGCAGAAGAAUAUCUCAAGGAUACUAGAGAACCUACUACUGAGCUAGUUUCCACAGAUGUUUCGAAGACACAGCCUCUUACUCAGCAAACACAGCACCUUCAGACAAGUGAGGGAGAGCAAUCCGAUGAAACACCAUCAGAGCAGAAUCAAGCAGAAGAAAAUCUCAAGGAUAGUACAGAACCUACUACUGAGCUAGUUUCUACAGAUGUUUCGAAGAUACCGCCUAUUACUCAGCAAACAGAGCAUCUUCAGACAAGUGCUAUAGAUUUUUCAGAAACAAACGAGGUAUGCAUCGAGUAUAUUUGAUCUUUAAUUAUUAUUCUAACAAUUUGAAACCGCUGAUGUUACUGAAUCUUCAUUUUUCAUAGGUUGAAGUAAGCAGGCUUCUAGCUCGCUUUCAAAUAGGCGCAGAGGUUGAGAUUUUGUCUAGUGAUUACGAAAUAUGGUAUCCAGGAAAGGUUGUUGAUCUUAAACUGUGUGAAGGACUAGAGGAGCUGACAGUUGAGUACACGACACUCUUCGCAGACCAACAUAGACUUCAGAAACUUCAGGAUACUAUCACGGCUGACAAAAUACGUCCUGCAACACCAACUAGUGACCAAAAAUCCUUUGAGAUGAUGGAUAAGGUAGAAGUCUUUUACAACAAUGGCUGGAGCAGCGGACAAAUUAGCAUGGUACUUGGUGAUAACACAUACUCGGUGUGUCUCUAUACUUCUAUGGAAACUAUUCUAUUCAAACAUUCAGAUUUGCGAAUUCAUAGAGAAUGGAAAGAUGGAGUCUGGAAGAUGGCAGAUAAGGUGAAGCCUGAUAAGAAAAGGAAAGCUGCUGCCUCAUCACAAAAUUCAGGAAUGGAUAAUGUUUUCCUAAGAAGGAGCGAGAGGGUGCCUAAACGAUCUAGAGACACAAAAACUCCAUUCAAGUCUGACAGAAAUCCGGCUUUAACUGUAAUACCUGAGAUUAUACCUGCAGUUGAUCCGUUUUCAACUCUUGCGGAACAUAAGCUUUCAAGGCUUCAAAAUUGGAUGACAUUAAAGUCCGGCAUGCAUGAAACGUAAGCAUGUUUCUGUCCUUGUCUAUAUAUUCUUAUAUUUAUGUAUAAGAGGUUUAGUAAUUCCUUUGAAUCUUUAAUCGACUGCAGAUCCCUAUCAAUCAAUGAUAAUAAGAUAAGGAAAUCUUUCUUUCAAAGCAUGGAAAAUGCAAAAAAGGACCUUAAGAAAGAGCACAUUGAUGGAGCCUUUGCAAUGCUAAAUUGCAGAAGAAAUGAGAAUGCUGCUUGGUUCCACAACUACAAGAUUCCAAAGGCGUGCUUCCUACCUAUGGAGUUCUUGCAUUCCUUGCUCUCUCAUGAUUUGGCUUACAAAAAAGAAAAGGUCAAAGGUAAAAAGAUUUUCAACGAUUUAUUUAAAGAUAUUGUGAGAGGGAAGGUAUAUCCAGAGAAGACAUGGGGAGAAGAUGUUGAUGUUGUGUAUGGGAUUACUCUUGGAAAAAAAGCAAUGUCUGGAUUGGGAUGGAAAUUCAUUUGAAGAAGAAAAGAAUCACAGUAUAUGAUUGUUUUCAAAAGGAAAGCAACAACAUUGAUAUUCCUCAAGUGAAAAAGUUGGCAGUGUUGAUUUCUGAUCUGCUGGUGGAAUCUUCUGGUGAUGAGGUAGAUAAAGUGAAGAUGAUUCCAUUUGAGGUUGAGCAGGCACAAGGUUUACCCAAGACAAAACAUCCUUUCAACUGUGGGAUAUUUCUUGUCAAGAUUCUGGAGUGCCAGUCACUGAAGAUAGGAGACAUGACAAAGAUUAAUGAUGACAAUGCAUUGGAGCUAAGGAGAACCUUGUCUUGUGAGAUCUUCAACCAAUUUGUGGAUAAGAGCUUUGGGAAAUGAGAAUGAUGCAUGAAAACAUUUUUUGUUUUAGUUAGACUCGGUUUUAGUUAUGACUGUUUAUUUUGUUAUGUUGUUGGCGUCUGGUUACAUAAGAAAGAUUGGAAGGAUAUCAAGUAUUUUUUUUGGGUAUCAUAUAUCUUGGAAGGUUAAAUAAUGUUUCUGGAUGGGUUUCCAGAAAAAAUUGUUAGAGUGUUUCAAAUGUAAAAAAAAAUGAAAUGAGAUUAUAUACUAAGGAUUUGACAUGUAUAUGGUAAGCUUAAAAUUGUGAUGUUUACAGACAACAAAAAAAAAAUUUAGAUCCACAAAGGAUCGAACCCAGAGGGAGAGAGUUUGCGUAUUUGGAUAGUGUGGGAGUUUAGCCACUAGGCCAAGAAGAAUCAUCUGUUAAUGGAUUACAUUUAAUUGUAUUUAACUCCAAACUGUAACACAAAAAAAAAUUAAAAUUGAUUUUGAAUCCACCACUUAUCGAACCCGAGGAUAGAGAGACUUUUGUGUUAUGAAAUGCCUCGGUUUAACCGCUGGUCUGAGGAGAAUCAUCUGUUAAAGAAUAUUACAUAAGCAUACUUAAACCAAUUAAUAUAGGAUAGGUUUCCAAAACAAUACAUUUCGAUUGAAAAAAGACAAAACUCUUGCCGUCUCAACACUCUCGCCGUUUCAAACUUCUCGAAUCUCACUCGUCUCCGCCUCUCGAAUCUCUCUCUCAUCUCCAUAUCUCUCGAUCUCCGACGAAAACCCAUCUCCAGAACUCUCUCUCUCUCGAUCUUUUACGCGAGCUCUCUCUAUUCUCCGAGAAAAACCAUUUCUAGAGCUCUAUCUCUUUAAGAUAUGUUGCAGAUUCAACCUUAUGUGUGUUUUCUUUCUGAGAGAUUGGUCUCCUAGUUUUUGCUUGUGUAUAGACUUGCUCGUUUUAACCUAAUAUGAUUGGUAGAAUUCUAGUUCAUGUGAAAGCAUGUGUAUAGGCUUCAGGAAGGAUUUGUAUUGUUUCAGGAAACCCUUCCUGAAAAUUGGAUUUUAAUUAAUUUAGACAAUAAAAUUUUUCUUGUUUACGCAGGAUAGAAACAAGAUGGGAGAUCCAUUACCAUUAAGACUAGCACUGCCUGAGCUGAGGUAUCCGAUUGGAUCAGAGCCAGGGAAGACGAUAUCGAUAAACCAACACUCGAUAGUUGCUUAUAUCAAAACUGUUAAGGAAAUUCUAGGAAAUGAUGAGUUCAACAGAAUAAGAGGGACGUUUUUGGGACCGGUGAUCAAGCUUGGAGAGAGGUCUUUGAAAUUAUCAGCUAAGAUAGUGCACGCAGUUCUCACCAAAAACAUCAAGACAGUGAAGAGACACGAAGCCUGGUUCCAUUUUGGUGCUCAGCCAAUGAGGUUCUCUAUAAGAGAAUUCCACAUGGUGACUGGUUUGAAAUGUAGUGGUGAAGCAAGAGAACCACGAGAGGAAACCGAGAGAUUUAAGUGGGACUUCCUAAAAGGGCGUACUCAUACAGUAAAGGACGUGGAGAAGCAGCUCAGAAACACAAGAGAAGAUGCUUCUGAUGAGAGAUUCUGCCUUGCAAUGCUCCUCCUGAUUGAGAGCAUACUACUACAGAAGAGCCUUCUCGACGGUGGCACAACUUUUACUUUGGAUUAUGUGAAAAUAGCGCAGGAUAUGGAUGUCUUGAUGACAUACCCAUGGGGGAGAACAGCUUAUAAUUUGCUGUUAAAAUCACUUCAGAGAGCUGUCGACAAAAGCCUCGACAAAAACAAUUAUGAUUUGCAAGGAUUCCCUAUGGCAUUUCUUAUAUGGAUACUUGAGUCAGUACCUUUGCUACAGUAUGCAUUCAGUCAAGUGGUUCCUAUUCUGAGCGUUCAACUGUCUACCCCAAUAUUUUUGUGUGAGAAGUACCUUCAAAUAGCUUCUCCACAGCUGAUAGAUGUUCUCCUAAUUGAAAUCAAAGAUCAUGUAAGUUUUUACAUUAUUUUUUUCUUGUUUCUGUUUUGCCUUAUGAUUCUCCAUUUAAAAGCUAAUUAUUUUUAUGGUUUCAGCUUAAGGUCACAUGCAUCCUACCUCCUAUUCCUAAUGAUCCAGAAGCUGAUGUUUGCAUGGAAGACGAAGCUAAUAAAGAUCUGGAUGACAUGGCCGAUUUAUCCAAGAGAGGUUAUAAGUUUAAAAUUAGAGAUUGGCGAAACAUGUCAGUAGACCUAUACGGUGCUAAUGAACAAAUAAGAAGAUCAUCUUUACUGUUUGGGAAUGGAUGGAUGAGUCAAGCUUCUUCUUCGUAUCAGGAGGAGUCUUUGGAAUCAAAGAUCAAUAGAAUCAGCGAGAUGGUGGGAGAUAAUUUAAGGAUCAUGAACGAUCGUUUGUGUUUGAUUGAAAAAGACAGGAAACAGAUUAAAGAACGUGUGACAAAACUAGAGAAACUACAAAGAGUUACUUCAUAUGAAACUCCAAACAAUGAGGUAACUUUUUUUUCGGAAAUUAAAAUUAAUGUUUAUCUAGUUCUUGAUUCAGUUUUUUUUUUUUGAGUUGUCAAGUAAUUUUGGAAGAUGUUAUACAUAUUUAGGAUUGCCUUCCUAAUUUUUGUUGUACUUGCACAGACUGACACAACUCCAUUUCAUGAGACGGCUUCCAGACAAGGUGAAGCCAAUACAGAUCAAGCAGAUGAACAACUUAACAAUGAGGCAAGUAUAAUUUUGAAAACUGUUGGUAUUUAUAAAAUUAUGAAUUUGGUUGUACUUCAAUUAAUUUUUGGAAGUUCUUGUACGUGUUCAUAAUCCCAUUCCUGACUUCAGGAUACACGAGAGCCUAUGAAUGAGAUCACGAAAGAGACACCUGGUUCUCCAAUAGCUCAACAGAAUAUUGAGACUCCAGUCCUUACUCCAAUUCAUACGCAACAGGUACAUUCUUUAAAAAAUUGGACUUUUCAAGUAAUUUUUGGAAGCCCUUGUACGUGUUCAUGAAACCAUUCCCGAAUUCAGGAGACUCACGAGCUUAUGAAUGAGAACAUUUCACCAAACAUUCAGGAGACUCACGAGCAAAAUAAGGUAUUACUUUUAUUUUAAAACCUUUAAUAAAUAUACAGCAACUAUCAAAAUGACUAGAUAUCCUUGAAUCUAAACAAUCACAGGAUGUAGAAAGCAGAGUUCAAAAUACCUUUGAGAUCGGAGCAAAUGUGGAGAUUUCAUCACAAGAUGACAAUACUUGUCAUAAAUGGUAUCCAGGAAAUGUGUUGGCAACAUAUUUGGUUGAUGGGGUUGAGAUGGUGAAAGUUGAGUACUCUGCACCGUCUCUGGACGAAAAGAAGAGGAAAAGGAGUGUUCAGACACGUGUAUCAAUUGACAGAAUACGUCCUCAACCACCACCUGAGAGACCUGGAGCGAAGAAAAGUUAUGAGCUAAUGGAUGACGUGGAGGCGUUCGACAAUGGUGCAUGGUGCGCUGGAAAAGUUAAAGUCAUUUUGUUUGAUGGCACGUGUUUUGUCUCUUUGAACAAUUCUACUGAACAAAUUUACUUCAACCAUUCUGAGAUGCGAAAACCAAGAAAAUGGGUAGAUGGUGUUUGGAAGAUGACAGAAAAGGUAAAACAAAUGCCUUGGAUCACUUGAAUUGAAAAAUAAUGUCAUUUGUUUAAUAUCUCGGUAUUGUUUUUCAGAUAGAAGAAGAGCAGACGCAGAGUGUGAAUCCAAGUGAAGGAGAUGGUGAUAAAAAGGUAUGAAAUAUUUAUAUAUCAUACUAGAAAUUAAGAUAUAAAUGUAUCUGAAUUUUUGUCAUUCAAAAAGGGGAAGGCGAAGGCUAUCGCUUGUAAGAAGAAGAAGAAAGCAAAUGCUCAUCCAGUAGAUUUGCUUCCUUUUCUACAGCGAGAAGAGAAGAGGCCAAUACGACCUAGAAACCCUCCUAUGCCUGUAACACCUGAGAUAAUCCUUCCAAUUGAACCAUUUGUGACACCUGAAUUUCCUCGGUUUUCAAGGCUUGCACACUGGAUGGAUCUACGGGGCAUAUAUCGUGUGUAAGCAACUUUUUGUCCUUGCAUAAAUAUUCCUAAUUUAUUUUGUAAAAGUUUCGAUUGAUACUAGUUAAUUUUAUCAACUACAGACCGUUUUAUAUCAAUGGAAGAGAAAUUGAAAAAGAAUUCUUUCAAAAAAUGGACGAUGCAGAAAACAAUCUCAACAAAGAGGUAAUCAACACUCUGUUUCUGUCUUCUAUUUAUUUAGUGUUAAUAAUUAAUGUGGUUCUGGAUGAUGCAAUGUGAUUAGGAAUAGGAUAUGAUUGAGUUUUGUAUUUACAAACUCUGUUUCGAUUCUUAUUGAGUGGUAAUAAUGCUUUGUGGAUAUUUGAUUGUGUCAUAUGUUUAGGAAGAGGUUGAGUUGAGCUAUGCUAGAUGUCCAUGUUAUAGCAGUUCUAUAUGAAGUUUCUAACUAUAUUGUUACAUUGGCAGCACAUAAAUGUUGCAUUUGAAAUGCUAAAUUGUAAGAGGGUUGAGCAAGGUGCUUGGUUCCGCAACAACAAUCUUCCAGCAGCAUGCUUUGUACCAGUCAGAUUCUUAGAAGUGGUUGGGUACGCUUAUGAAUCUGUCAGGAAGCCACAUAAGAAAAAACAAACGUUAUUAGAGGGCUGUGUAGGCGAAGUUGUGAAAGGUUUAAUACAUCCAAAGAAGGUAUGGCUGGAAGAUGUUGAUGUUAUAUAUGUUGUCAUUGAAGACAAGUUGAGCUAUCACUAUAUUGGAGUGGAGAUACAAUUGAUGGACAACACAAUCACACUCUUCCAUUGUGGUCUUCCAAAAGCAAAUAUCAAACGUGCUCUUAAUCAAAUCCAAGAACUGGCAGGUAAAAACUCUUUGUGAUUUAUUAAUUUUAUCAUUCAGUGUAGAAAAAUCAGUUUUAUUUAUAUUGUUACAUUGAUAAUGGAUAGGAUUGUGAAAGUAUGCGUAUACUGAAAAAAAUAAUUUUAGCUAAUUUAGAAUAUAAAAGUUUGUCUCUUGCUGCUUGUGCUUGUGAUGCAUUUUUACAUAUUCAUUUUGUUGUCUGUUGGUGAUUGAUUUAUUGUAUAAUUUUGGGUAUUUAUGACAGUGUUGAUUAGUGCCAUAAAGAUGGAACUUCUUGCUGAAGAGGUUAAUUUCGAAGAUAUCAAUCCAUUUCAAGUUAAGUUUGCAGAAGGGCUUCCAAAGACAAAAUUUCCAUACAACUGUGGUAUUUUUGUUGUGAAGAUGCUGGAAUGCAGGUCACUGGGAUUGAAGAGCAUGGCUAAUAUAAAUGAUGAAACUGCGAUGGACUUACGAAGCAAGCUAUGUUGUGAAAUCUUCGACCAGUUUAUGGAUAAAGAUUUCCAGGAAGAUCAAAGGAAGUGAAAAAUGUCAUAUUUGUUCUGUUUUCUACUCUGUUUUUCUACUUUGAUGUUAAUUGGACAAGUUUAAGUUUGUAAUGAAUUAUCCCUAACGUUUUUUUCAUUUAGAUUGUUAUUGAAAAAAUUUUAGGAUGUCUUGAUGAAUUGUCAAAUGCUUAUGGUACUUUUAGGAUGGGUUUCUAGAAAAAGAGUGAGAAAGCAAAAUGCACCAUAGCCUAGCAAAUUCCUUUAAAGUUUACAAAAAAAAUGAAAAAGAAUGUGAUCCACUAUGGAUUGAACUCUUGAACUCUCGAAAGAUGAAUCAAAGUGUGCAGCCGUUGUGCCAAGGGUGUUAUACUUGCCAAAAACUAUAAUAAAACAAAUAUAACCUUUGAAUAUUUAAUUAAAAACAGAAAAAAUGUGGGUGUACACAACAGGGAUCGAACACGGCUUAUUGUGUGAUAAGGGUACACUAAGAGUAGAAGGGCUUGCCACUAGGCUAUGGUGGAUAUUCGAUAACAGAGUAAAUGUGAACUUAUUUAUUCACAGACGAUAGAUUUAUAUAAUCUGGAUAUCAUUUUAGGUAUUCAGGAUAGCUUUCCAAAAACAAAUUCCUUUAAAGUUUACAAAAAAAAAUGAAAAAGAAUGUGAUCCAAUAUGGAUUGAACUCGUGAACUCUCGAAAGAUGAAUCAAAGUGUGCAGCCGUUGUGCCAAGGGGGUUAUACAUGCCAAAAGCUAUAAAAAACGAAUAUAACUUUUGAAUAUUUAAUUAAAAACAAAAAAAAUGUGGGUGUACACAACGGGAAUCGAACACGGCUUAUUGUGUGAUAAGGGUACAUUAAGAGUAGAAGGGCUUGCCACUAGGCUAUGGUGGAUAUUCGAUAACAGAGUAAAUGUGAACUUAUUUAUUCACAGACGAUAGAUUUAUAUAAUAUGGAUAUCAUUUUAGGUAUUCUAGAUAGCUUUCCAAAAACAAAUUUCUUUAAAGUUUACAAAAAAAAAUGAAAAAGAAUGUGAUCCUAUAUGGAUUGAACUCGUGAACUCUCGAAAGAUGAAUCAAAGUGUGCAGCCGUUGUGCCAAGGGUGUUAUACUUGCCAAAAGCUAUAAAAAAAACAAAUAUAACUUUUGAAUAUUUAAUUAAAAACAUAAAAAAUGUGGGUGUACACAACGGGGAUCAAACACGGCUUAUUGUGUGAUAAGGGUACACUAAGAGUAUAAGGGCUUGCCACUAGGCUAUGGUGGAUAUUCGAUAACAGAGUAAAUGUGAACUUAUUUAUUCACAGACGAUAGAUUUAUAUAAUCUGGAUAUCAUUUUAGGUAUUCAGGAUAGCUUUCCAAAAACAAAUAAGCAAAUCAGAUAACCCAGAUACAAGAACACUAGGCCAAACCCUUACAAAAUAGUGAAAAACAUUGAACAAGUUUUUUUAUUUAGGUUGUUAAUUGAAGAAACAACACAAGAGAAACAAAAGUACUUAUUCAUUUAAAAGAAAAACUGAAAAUCAAAUAUAAUGUGGUCCUUAAAAACAUAAAAAGAGAAGAUGAUAACAUGAAAUUACUCAUGAUACAGCCAACUUUCGCCAAGUUUAUCCCAAUCAGGGACUUUGACCUUCACAUCAGCAAGCAUUCCUUCCGCUUCCGAGUGCUCUUCUUUGAGUUUCUCCAACUCAGCAGUUAAAUCAAAUUUUCCAUCAGCUUUGAUAAUAUCUUCAAGCAACUCGAUUUGGACAGCAAUUGAAUUUACUUUGCUGGAUGCCAGAUUCCAAUCAUUCUCAGAUAGCCUGUAUUCGUUGGACAAACGAAGAAGAGCCCUGUAAUGUUCCACAGUUUCCUUCUUUCCCUUAUUGAAACCUUCGGCGGCAUCACAUCCGUAAACCUCCUCUAUGGGACGCUUCAUCAUCUUCUUUGAACUUCCUUCCAUUGAAACUUUGUCCUGCAACAAAAUCGAAACUAAGAUGUUACGAUAAAAUAGAAAUAGAAAAAAGUUCAUGAAUUGAAUGGAAAAUGAGAAAAAUCGAAAACUAACUUAUAUUGCAAAAGGAUAAAUCAGAAGAAAUGAAGUGAGUGAAUAAAAGGUCUGAUAUCGUCCCUUAUAUUUAUAGAACUAAAAGGAACUCUUCGAUUAUUGAAGUCAGUUAAAAUAAACUCUUCGGUUACAGAGAUAACCAAUCAUAUAACAGCCAAUCUUGACGAAAAGAAACUCUUCGGUUACUGAGUUACAUGAUGUCGUUUGGAAGAGACUCUUCGAUUCUUGAGAUAUAUGCUUGA
Brassica napus (rape) is the source of this 10808-nucleotide messenger RNA. RefSeq lists its product as uncharacterized. Lineage: Eukaryota; Viridiplantae; Streptophyta; Magnoliopsida; Brassicales; Brassicaceae. The record is from RefSeq and is a predicted model, not a curated record. Bases 4310 to 5422 code for a protein of 370 amino acids. The transcript has 6 exons.